Messenger RNA from Aspergillus clavatus NRRL 1, 2517 nucleotides. RefSeq names its product putative glutaminase. NCBI's taxonomy places the organism in Eukaryota, Fungi, Ascomycota, Eurotiomycetes, Eurotiales, Aspergillaceae. The record is from RefSeq and is a predicted model, not a curated record. The transcript has 5 exons. Bases 1 to 2517 code for a protein of 838 amino acids.
AUGCGCCCAUCCCUUGCGGUGCUGGCAGCCGCCGUCCAGGCGGCUGUCAGUGCAGCAUCAACUCUCACCCCCCCGGUCCUACCGUUGACGGUUAGGAAUCCCUAUCUAAGCACCUGGCUUGGGGAUGCUCGGGAGGUACCAUGGUCCAAAUGGCCCAUGUUCUAUACUGGUGAGGAGAUCGGGCUCUCCUUGAUGGCCCAGGUCCCUAGUACCGGUAUUGUAUAUCCAUUGGUAGGCAAACCGCAGGAUUAUCUGUCUGGAGCACAAGUUGAAUACCCUACAUACCUGGGAUCGAAAUACGAUGCCUCCACGACCAAUCUGACCUACCGCAUCGACCCAACGAUUUUUUCUGCAUCAAAUCCGGUCGAGAUUACAAUUUCAUUCCUGUCCCCGAUCACGCCGACAUCGACUCUCAGACAGUCGAUCCCUGCGUCAUAUAUAACCAUUCAUGUGCUCCAUGCUGACGAACCAGUCAAUGUCUAUAUGGACCUCAACGGACGUUGGGUGAGCGGUGAUGCUGGAAGUACCAUCGUCUGGCAACACGAUACCUUUGGUCUUGAAGAGAAGAAGCCGACGCUCCAGAAAUGGCAAUUCCGACGACAGAAUGAAUUGUUGCUUUCAGAGAUUCGUGACCGGGCCGAAUGGGGCACCCUCCACUUUACUGGACCUGCUGACGUCCAAUAUCAAUCUGGCGAUGCCCACUCCGUGCGGAGUAUCUUUGCAACCAAAGGGGCCGUCCAAAACGUGAAUGAUGAGGGUUUUCGUGCGAUUGGGGACCGAGAGCCCGUCUUUGCAUUCUCCAAGUCAUUCAAUCCCAGCAAAAAGGCAGCCAAAUCUGACAGUAGCGUGACCUUCACCGUUGCGCUGAUUCAAGACCCAGUUGUUCAAUUUGCGUCAGCUCGCGGCUUGACUUUGAUGAAACCGCUCUGGCAGUCAUGGUUUGGGAGCGUGGAAGAGCUGCUUAGUUUCCAUCAUAGCGAUUUUGACCAUGCGGCUACUCUCGCUGCCGAUUAUUCUGAUCAGCUGGCAAAGGAUGCGUACCAGUCCGGUGCUGAUGAUUAUGUCGACAUUGUUGCACUUUCAGCCAGACAGGUUAUGGGAGCAACGACAUUCUCUGGAACCCCCGAUGAUCCUAUUCUCUUCCUGAAGGAGAUCUCUUCCAAUGGCAAUUUCCAGACCAUUGAUGUCAUCUUCCCGGCGUUCCCAUUUUUCCUGUACACGAAUCCGCGCUGGCUGGCCUAUCUCUUGGAGCCGUUGAUCGAGCAUAUGCUCAGUGGACAGUACCCGAAUACCUAUGCCAUGCAUGAUCUCGGAACGCAUUUCCCCAACGCGACUGGCCACCCUGAUGGUAAUGACGAGUACAUGCCCGUCGAGGAAUGUGGGAACAUUCUCAUCAUGGGCCUCGCCAUCGUUAACUCCCUUCGAUACUCGGAUGACUCGGCGGCUGCCUCGAGAUGGUCCACGCAGGGCGUCUCCCCCCAGGUCUCGGAACCACACACUGGCUACUUCCCGCUGGGUGAGCUGCAAGCCUUGGCUGGCAUCGACCGGCAAGACGGGAAAUGGGGCGGUGGCGCAGAAGGCGAGCGUCUGGCUGAGAAAUGGGUGCAGCGCAGCUACAGGCUCUGGAGCCAAUGGACGGGUUAUCUGGUAGAAUUCUCCCUAGAACCCGCGAACCAAUUGUCCACGGAUGAUUUCGCCGGAUGGCUUGCGCUGCAGACCAACCUGGCACUGAAAGGUAUCAUUGGCAUUAACGCCAUGAGCAAGCUAGCCGAAGUGGCUGGACACAGCGCCGACGCAUCAUACUUCAAGAACAUCUCGGAUACCUACAUCGCCAAAUGGGAGCAGUUCGGCAUGUCCCGCGACGGCUCCCACGCAAAGCUCGCCUACGACUGGUACGGCUCCUGGACAACGAUCUACAACCUCUACGCCGACGCCCAGCUCUGCUUCCAUCUGGAGGGCACCGAUCUCUCCCCGAAGGACCAACUCCCUCGCCAGCCCCAGACUCCGCUAUUCACCGACGACAAGGGCAAGAAGAACCCUUCUACCCCGGGCUUCGUCCCCCACCACAUCUACACCCGGCAAUCAAUCUGGUACCACCACGUGCGGCAGAAAUACGGCCUCCCACUUGACAGCCGCCACCUCUACACGAAGACAGACUGGGAGUUCUUCGCGAUGGCGGUAGCCAGCGAGCGCACGCGCAGCGAGAUCCUCGAGUCCGUCGCCAAAUGGGUCAACGAGACCGUCACCGACCGGCCCUUCACAGACCUCCACAACACAGAAGGCAGGGGCGAGUUCCCCGGCCCGAACUUCUUCGCGCGGCCCGUCGUCGGCGGCCAUUUUGCGUUCCUGGCGCUGCAGCGCGCCUGUGGCGGGCGCGCGAUGGACGGCUUGGCCUUCCUGGACGAGGGGGAUGCGAAGACCCUGGCGGAGUGGGAGGUUGCUGCCGCGAAUGCGGCGGAUGAGUUGCGGAUUGGUGGAUGGGGGAGUGGGUAUGGGUCGGAGAAUGGAGAGUUGUAG